GUCAUUUGCCUCUAAAAUGCAAAGUGGAUUAUGUAAAGUUGGCCCAAAUCAUCUUCCAGCGUCUGCUUAAUUGCCUGCCAUAACCAUCGCUCUUUUCAGCAUAUUGAGGUACAUUCAUCACAAGAAGCAAUGUCACGUUUUUGUGUGCUGGUAGGCUGUCUUUUGAAGGUUGCUCUUUAUUUUUUCUCUAAACAUGAGUGCCAGGCAAGUGAGUUUAACUUGCCAGGGGAUUAUAUACUUGGUGGAAUUUUUAAUGUGCAUUCAGCAAGCGUUGUCGUGAUUCCAAAAUCUCCUAUGGCAUUACAGUGCUACACACAACCCUUUUCAAUGUCAGCUUAUCAGAUGUUUGAGGUGAUGCGGUUUGCUGUAGAGCAGAUUAAUAACUCCAGCAACAUCCUGCCUACCGUCACUGUUGGAUACGAGAUCUUUGAUUAUUGCUUGAAGACCCGGAGUUUUCCCUCAAUCCUUGAUUUGAUCUCAAACGAAGGACAAAUAGAUGUGUCGGCCAAGCAAAGCAAGCAUAACGUUGUUGGUCUUGUGGGUGCAUAUGCAAGCUCACAAUCCAUGUCAGUUGCACCUUUAUUCAUGAUGGACCUCAUUCCAAUGAUUAGCUAUGCAUCCUCGAGCUACGAUCUAAGCAAUAAGUGGGUCUAUCCAAGUUUUUUGAGGACUGUACCAACCAACCAAGAUCUAAUUAUGGUUAUCAUUAAGCUCAUUCAGCAAUUUGGAUGGAAUUGGGUAGCUUUCAUUAGCAGCAACGAUGCGUACAGUCAAAACGGCCUUGAUUUAUUUCGCAGUAACAUCAAAGACACCAGCAUCUGCUUGGCCUAUUUCUAUGAACUUAAUUCAGCGUCCAAUUACUCCGAAGUUCUAAACAAGAUAGACUCACUCAGCAUCAAUGUGAUCAUAGUCUUCACGCAGGAACUCCCUGCCCAAGAAUUGGUCAAAACAGCUAUCAGAAUCAACAUUAGAGACAAAGUUUGGAUAGCGGGUGAUACAUGGUCUAUGGAUGAAGCCCUUAGCAGUUACCCAGGUAUCGAGCAAAUCGGGACUAUUUUCGGUGUUACAGCAACAACUCUGAAUUUACCGGGAUUUGACAACUUUGUCUACCAAACACGACUAAGUGGUGAGAACGAUGACUGUGUGAACUGUAAGGACGGAAAGAAAUGCAACCAAGUUUGUGAGAACUGCACGAUGCUGAAAGCAGAAGACAUUAUAAACCAAAACCCUACAUACUCGUUCUCCAUCCAGGCAGCUGUGCAUGCCUUUGCACAUGCACUCCAUCAGGCACUGAACUGCAGCAUGGGAGCAUGUAAUACAUCUCAAGAUAUCCAACCUUAUGUUCUUCUGGGUUACCUGAGAAAAAUUAGCUUCACAUUGCAAAACCAGGAAAUUGAAUUUGACCAACAUGGAGAUCCACCAGCCAGUCUUGCAGUAGUACUCUGGAGGCCAAACAAAACUCCACUUUUUGUAAUGGCUGCUACAUAUGAAUCACACCCAACUAUUCAGUUUACCUUGAACAGUCGUGUUGUACCAUGGACCCAAAAUGGCACAGUGCCUUAUUCUAAUUGUUCCAUCCAGUGUGACACUGGUUUUAAAAGAGUGCAAACUUCAAUUCAUAAGUGCUGUUUUCAGUGUGAAAAAUGCCAAGCGCAGACGUUCAUCAAUACCACAGCGAAUGCUUACACUUGUUCCCCGUGUGAAGAGGGUUACUGGUCUGAUGAAAAGAGCAUAAUCUGCAAAAAGCGCACCAUUGUCUAUCUUCAGCUCUCCGACCCACUGAGCAUGAUAUUUUUAAUAUGUGCAGUGACCUUAAUUACCAUCUCCAUUGGACUCAUCAUCCUUUUUGGCAUCAACUACAACACUCCAGUGGUAAAGUCUGCUGGUGGUAUUAUGUGCUUGCUUAUGUUGUUCUGUUUGGUUCUGGCCAACAUUGGAGUUUUCUUUUACUUUGGGGUUCCAGACUCUGUGAAUUGUGCUUUAAGGAAUGUUUUUUUCAUAUUUUUCUACACUAUUUGCCUUUCUUGCAUGGGUGUACGUUCUUUCCAAAUUGUUUGCGUCUUCAAAAUGGCUGCACAGUUCCCAGACGUCUACCACUGGUGGAUGAAGAACAAUGCUCUUCACUUUUUCAACAUACAUGUCUGUGAGGCAACUGAAUUCAAUUUACGAGGGGACUAUAUACUCGGGGGGAUUUUUCCUGUACAUACUGCCAGUGAGACCAUAAUUCCAGCUGCUCCUAUGGCACUACAAUGCUACAAGCAGCCAUUUACAAUGUCAGGUUAUCAGAUGUUCGAGGUGAUGCGGUUUGCUGUGGAGCAGAUCAAUAACUCCAGCACCAUCCUGCCUAAUAUCUCUCUUGGAUAUGAGAUCUUCGACUUUUGCUUGCACAAUCAAAAUUUUCCUUCAAUCCUCGAUUUUAUUUCAGACAAUGGACGAAUAAAUGUGUCAGGAAAAGAGAACAAACAUAAUGUCAUUGGCCUUGUUGGUCCUUAUGGGAGCACAGAAGCUUUGGCCAUUGCACCCUUAUUCAUGAUGGACUUCAUUCCAAUGAUCAGCUAUGCUUCAUCAAGCUACGAUCUAAGCAACAAGUGGGUCUAUCCAAGUUUUUUGAGGACUGUACCAACCAACCAAGAUCUAAUUAUGGUCAUCAUUAAGCUCAUUCAGCAAUUUGGAUGGAAUUGGGUAGCUUUCAUAAGUAGCGAUGACUCAUACAGUCAGAAUGGCCUCGAUUUAUUUCGCAGUAGUAUCAAAGACACCAGCAUCUGCUUGGCCUUUUUCUAUGAAAUUACACUGACCUCCAAUUAUACAGAUAUACUAAAGAAGAUAGAAUCACUCAAUAUCAAUGUAAUCAUAGUCUUCACACUGGAAGACACUGCUCGAGCGAUUGUGAAAACAGCAAUCGAAAUCAACGUAAGAGAUAAAGUUUGGAUAGCAGGUGAUGCUUGGUCUAUGGAUGCAGAACUGUCCACUUGGCCUGGCAUUGAAAAAAUCGGGACUAUUUUCGGUGUUACAGCAACAACACUAAAUUUGCCUGGAUUUGAUGAAUUUAUCUACCAAACAAGACUCAGCGGUCAAAAAAAUAAUGACUGUGUGACUUGUGAGAAUGUAGGGAAGUGUAAUCAAGAUUGUGAGAACUGCUUAAGUGAAAGAGCAGAAGACAUUAUAAAGGAAAGCCCCACAUACUCGUUCUCCAUUCAGGCAGCUGUGUACAGUUUUGCCUACGCACUCCAUCAAGUCCUCAACUGUAGCAUGUCAGGAUGCGACCCAGCUCGAGACAUACCCCCAUAUGUGGUUCUGCAAAAUGUGAGACAAACAAGUUUCAUAUUACAAAACCAGGAUAUCAAGUAUAACCGAAAUGGGGAUCCUCCAGCCAGUCUUGCAGUAGUACUAUGGAGGCCACAAGAAAAUCCAUUAUUUGUUGUAGUGGCUGCAUAUAAAACCUACCCAACUGUUAAAUUCACCUUGAACAAUUACUUAGUUCCCUGGUCUGACAAUAGCACAGUGCCUUAUUCUAAUUGCUCCAUUGAAUGUGAAUCUGGUUAUAAAAGAGUACAAACUUCAAUACAUAAAUGCUGUUUCCAGUGUGAGAAGUGCAUGGGCCAGACAUAUAUCAACACCACAGCGAAUGCUUACACUUGUUUCCCGUGUGAAGAGGGUUACUGGUCUGAUGAAAAGAGCAUAAUCUGCAAAAAGCGCACCAUUGUCUAUCUUCAGCUCUCCGACCCACUGAGCAUGAUAUUUUUAAUAUGUGCAGUGACCUUAAUUACCAUCUCCAUUGGACUCAUCAUCCUUUUUGGCAUCAACUACAACACUCCAGUGGUAAAGUCUGCCGGUGGUAUUAUGUGCUUGCUUAUGUUGUUCUGUUUGGUUCUGGCCAACAUUGGAGUUUUCUUUUACUUUGGGGUUCCAGACUCUGUGAAUUGUGCUUUAAGAAAUGUUUUUUUCAUAUUUUUCUACACUAUUUGUCUUUCUUGCAUGGGUGUACGUUCUUUCCAAAUUGUUUGCGUCUUCAAAAUGGCUGCACAGUUCCCAGACGUCUACCACUGGUGGAUGAAAAACAAUGGUCAGUGGCUUUGUAUUAAUGUGUACUCUUUUAUACAGCUGGUUGCUUGUGGGAUAUGGCUUCUAACUGGAAGACCCAAACCCUACAAUGACAGUACAUCAUUUAAAGACCAGACGAUUCUAACGUGUGAUAUGGGGGAUCUGGUGGCCUCCACCUUGGCUUGGUCUUGUCUCUGGUUUCUAAGUAUAGUCUGUUUCUGUUUGUCCUACAUGGGCAAAGAUCUUCCAAAAAGUUACAAUGAAGCAAAAUCCAUUACGUUUAGCUUGCUUGUUUUUUACCUGGGUUGGAUUGCUUAUUUCACUGCAUACAUUGUCUUCAGAGGAGCUUACAUACAGCUUCUAAAUGCAGUAGCACAGCUGUCCAGUUCAUAUGGAAUCAUUGUUAGUUUCUAUAUGCCACGGGCGUAUAUCAUUAUUUUCCAACCCCAAAAGAACACCCAGGCAUACUUUCAGUCAUCAAUUCAAACAUAUACACAGACUAUUAGCAGGAUGUAGAUUUAUAGACAUCGACACCAACUGAAUUCUAGUUAACAUUUUCUGGUCUUCUUUGCCAAGUAAUUAUGAAAUCAUUAUAUCAAAAAAUAUUCAAAAUCUUUAAAAUUCUAUAUUUUAAGAUUCUCUUGCUUGUUAAUGGUACCGAACAAUUAAGUCAAACAAUAGUCUGUUACAUUAAUAAAUAACUAAUGCUUUUUUGUGAUCUAGAUUUAAAAUAGUAAUGUAAAUAUUUUUUUUUUCUGUUGAUUGCA
Molecule: messenger RNA, 4808 nt
Organism: Silurus meridionalis
Lineage: Eukaryota; Metazoa; Chordata; Actinopteri; Siluriformes; Siluridae
Product: taste receptor type 1 member 1-like
Exons: 12
Coding region: 130-4557 (1475 amino acids)
Biological process (GO): G protein-coupled receptor signaling pathway
Cellular component (GO): membrane
Molecular function (GO): G protein-coupled receptor activity
Source: RefSeq, a predicted model, not a curated record